Molecule: messenger RNA, 465 nt
Organism: Vittaforma corneae ATCC 50505
Lineage: Eukaryota; Fungi; Microsporidia; Nosematidae
Exons: 1
Coding region: 1-465 (154 amino acids)
Biological process (GO): positive regulation of nuclear-transcribed mRNA poly(A) tail shortening; positive regulation of translational initiation; transcription initiation at RNA polymerase II promoter
Cellular component (GO): P-body; RNA polymerase II, core complex
Molecular function (GO): translation initiation factor binding; single-stranded RNA binding; single-stranded DNA binding
Source: RefSeq, a predicted model, not a curated record
AUGUUCUAUGUAAAGCGCUUUGUGCACAGGCUGAGUCUUCAUCCGCAAUAUCUUGGCCAGAACAUCCAAUCCCUCAUUCAGGAGUACCUACUCAAGAAGGUGGAAGGCACAUGCACUUCUUCUGGCUACAUAAUCUCAGUCCUUGGAAUAGAUGGAAUAAGUGAAGGGAAAGUACUUCUCACUGGGCACAUUUCUUUUGAUGUUGAAUAUCAAGCAGUCGUUCUAAAGCCAACAAGUGGCGAGAUCGUAGAUGCGCCGAUUGUCUCAAGCACGAAGAUGGGCUAUUUCGCUUCGGUUGGGCCACUUUCAAUCUUUAUUUCAAACUAUCAAAUACCAAACACAACUCUUGAGGAACUAGGAAACAACAGUGUUGUUAGGCUCAAAAUAAUAGGAACUAAAAUAGACAGUACAAAGGUAUACGCAAUAGGAACAUUGAACGAUGACUUUCUUGGCGUUAUUUCGUAG